Thermothielavioides terrestris NRRL 8126 is the source of this 3698-nucleotide messenger RNA. RefSeq lists its product as uncharacterized. The transcript is spliced from 6 exons. The coding region runs from base 417 to 3440 and encodes 1007 amino acids. Gene Ontology annotation, cellular component: cytoplasm. Lineage: Eukaryota; Fungi; Ascomycota; Sordariomycetes; Sordariales; Chaetomiaceae. The record is from RefSeq and is a predicted model, not a curated record. Gene Ontology annotation, molecular function: glycerophospholipase activity; metal ion binding.
GGCAUGUCGUCCUGCAGAGUUGGCCCGAUAUCAAGACCAAGCUCUCGACCUCGGACCGAAGGAUUGAUUCCGUGCCUCACGCUCGGAACACGGUCUACAGUAAACUGCCGCCGAAUUUCGUCCUGCGUCUCUCCGCCGCUCGCCUCUCCGCGCCCCGCCGCUACCAACAGGUAGGUCCUGCGAGCCACAAUCAGCGGCACGAACGUUGCGUCUGCCUCUCGCCCCACGGCAAGACCAGAAACCACCCUCCGUCUCGUUCCACCAUUUCUUCAACGUUGGCGUGUUCACUGCUAUCUCCCGCUCGCCCGCUCUGCAGCUUGGGACGACGUACUCUCGAUCGCAGUCCUCGACGGCUCUGGCAGGGAAGGAGGAUCGCGAGACCGCUGUUCGGCUGGCCGCUCGGCCACACCGGAGCCAUGGCGCCCGGGUCCGGCGACAAGAGGGCGGAGAAGUCGUACCUCGCCUCGGCCGUCGACUCGAUCAAUCCUUGGGCCGGAAGCCGCAGCGCGACACCGACGCCGAAAGACCCGCAGCCGGUUGUCCCUCCGCCAAACUCGGGUGACCAUACCACGAACCCGUACUACGGGCAAAGCCUACAACGUUAUCCCCCGGAUUGUCCACCUCUGAAGGUGCAAUGGUUCCACGCAGUCGACGUUCCCAAGCGAAAACCGAAGUUUCUGCAAUCUAAGAACAGCAGCGACGCGAAGCCCCCGCAGCCGAAAAAAUUCGUCGCCUUCUCCGCCGAAGACUCCCGUGCCAUCGAAGCUGCCUACCAAGCCAAGUUACAGGAGCUGGAGGAGGGAAGAGGCCAGGGCCAAGGGAACGUCGCUGCGGGUGCUGGGCGGAAACGGCCGCGCGCUACUUCGACCGAGGGGCCCCAGGACGCUGACGCUCCUACAGAACGAACCAAAGUGCCGGUAAACGAGGACUUCCUGUUUGACGUGAAUAUAGAAGAUCGUGAACUUGCCCCGGUCUACUGGGAGGGCCCUGUGUACGAGGUGCGACGUGGAAGCUGGUUCUACCAAGAAAGCUCCGGUCUCCGGCCCUGCGAGGAGAAUCUGGCUGCCCAGCUUGAGGAAGGUUACCUGAAGGUCAGACCCUGGACUUACCCGCCUCGAUCCCGUAGCAACUCGGCGUCAAAAACGGCUCCUGCGAAAUCCUCGGUUGACAACCUGAAAGGCGCUGCCGACGCACUGGACGACGGCUCCAAGAAAGCUUCCGCAGCGCCUCAGCAUCAGCCGCAGACCUACCGUCUGUUUGGAAACUACAUGAAUAGCGUUGCGACGUACCAAGACGCAACCACGGCUUGGUUGUCGUCGGACAGCAUGCUGUCUUGGGUGACAUCGACAGUGUACGAGAAGUUGGCGGGCGGAGGUUAUCUGGGCGGUGUGAAGCUCGUCCGAGGCUACGUCGAGCCCAACAAGAAAGCCAAGGAUAACAAGCGGCCAUCGACUCCGACCGGGACAAAGUCAGCGUCGAAGGAACGAAGCGACAAGCUAUCCAAGGCGCAGAAGAGACGCUCUGCACCCCCCUCGACAGCGGAAUCCGAGGCAGGCGACCCGAAGGGGGAGAUCUCAGACGGUCUCGAAAGCACGCGGAACCGUCUAACACGGCAGCUGUCAAACCUGAUUGAAGGAGUCGAGGAUCCAGAUGCAGAGGAGGAGGCCGUCCGCGAGCGCGAGGAGGAGGAAAUCUCGGAAGAGUACAAUGCGAGAACGGGGGACAACCAGGGACGAGACAUCGAGCAUCUCGUGCUUGUUACUCACGGGAUAGGCCAGCUCCUCUCGCGAAGGAUGGAGAGCAUCAAUUUCGUGCACGACGUCAACGUGCUCCGCAAGACAAUGAAGUCGGUCUACGCCGCUUCGGCAGACCUGCGAGCAUUCAACUCGGAGAUUGACCAGCCAGGGCUUGGGAACAGCCGCGUUCAAGUGCUGCCUGUCCUUUGGCGCCAUCUGUUGGAUUUUCCGAAACGGAAGCCAAAAAGGGAGCACGACCUCGGGGAGAUAUUUAACGAGGAGGACGACUACCCUGCUCUCGAGGACAUCACCGUCGAAGGAGUCGCUUUUGCCCGGUCGCUCAUCUCCGACCUCGCUCUGGACGUUCUCCUCUACCAGAGCGCUUACCGGGAACAGAUUGUGGAGAUCGUGCUGAGGGAGUCGAACCGGAUCUACAAGCUCUUCAAGGAGCGCAAUCCUAAGUUCAACGGCAAAGUACACAUUGUCGGGCACUCACUGGGUUCUGCCAUCAUGUUCGACAUCCUCUGCCGGCAAAAGGAGAGAGCCAAGACUGUCGAGCCUCCUAGGAAUCCCCUUCGGAUCUGGCCAGCUUCGCAAGACCGGUACGAGUCGACGGAGCCGAAGGAGCUGGCUUUCGACUUCGACGUGGACAAUUUCUACUGCCUCGGGUCGCCGAUCGGGCUGUUCCAAAUGCUCAAGGGUCGCACAAUCUCGGGCCGAAACCUUCCCAACGCGCUCCCGUCCGAGAGCCCGCUCAACCCGGAUUACGCGGAGGAUCCGUUCUUGGACGUCCCUCCUUCUCAGUCCUACUCCAGCCAGCGGGUCUCACCUGUCACCGGCCUCCCAUUCAGCGUUUCUUCUCCCAAAGUUGGCCAGCUCUUCAACAUCUUCCACCCGUCCGAUCCCAUCGCCUACCGUCUCGAGCCGCUCAUCUCGCCCAUCAUGACGACUCUCAAACCGCAGGCCCUCCCGUACACAAAGAAGGGACUCUUUGGCUCCGUCGCACCCCAGGGCCUCACCGGCAUCGGCGCCAAAGUCGGCCAGAGCGUGUCCGGGCUGUGGAGCAGCCUCAGCGCGGGCAUCGCCAGCAACCUGCUCAAUCGCAGCCUGGGCCUCACUAACGAGGACGUGGCCAAGAUUACGGCGUCGCAGCAAAAGCAGCAGCAGCAGCAACAACAGCUACAGCAGCAACAGCACGCCCUGAGCCCCGGCGCGGGGACCAACAUCGGCGCGGGCGUCAUCUCGGACGCCAAGCGGCUGUCGGACGUGGAGCGGAGCGAGAAGACGGCGGAGCGCAUGCGGAAGCUGGCGACCGGCGCGGCGAACGGCAACGAGGCGACGCUGAUCGACGACGAGCUGGAGACGCUGUUCAGCCGGUUCCAGAAGAGCCGGGCCGAGUUGGCGGCCAAGGAAAAGGAGAACGACAAGGACAAGGAAAAGGAAAAGGACAAGGACAGCCUCAGCCUCAGCCGGCAGAAGUGGGUCGAAGAGGAGAGGAAGGCGCAGCGCUUGAGGCGGGAGGAGGCGAAGAUCCGGGCGCUGAAUCGGAAUGGGAGGGUGGAUUACUGCAUUCAGGAGAGCGUGCUCGACUUCAAUCCGAUCAAUACCAUUGCUUCACACAUGAGUUACUGGGCGGACGAGGAUGUCAGCCACUUUAUGUUGUCGCAGAUGCUGUCGAGCAAGGCGAGGACGCCGAGGGGCUGACGGGUCUUGGCUAAUGGGGGGGCAGUCCGAGGGGGUGGUUGUCGACUACACUGGUGUUGUCAAAGGGGUAGGGAUUGCAUACUUAAGCGUGCAUUGGGGGGUAGAAAUGGUCAUAUCGUCUCAACACGGAAUCCGGUGUAUAAAUUGGUUUUCUGCGACUUCUGCAUAUAGAUCGAGGUUAACAACCAAGAAGCCACCAUGUGCCGCAGCAGGACAGGCCAUAAACAUCUACAGCCACACCCACUCCGGUAGACCGUC